Lathyrus oleraceus (garden pea) is the source of this 2035-nucleotide messenger RNA. Its product is annotated as sialyltransferase-like protein 1. Bases 172 to 1593 code for a protein of 473 amino acids. Gene Ontology annotation, molecular function: sialyltransferase activity. Gene Ontology annotation, biological process: pollen tube growth; pollen germination. The record is from RefSeq and is a predicted model, not a curated record. NCBI's taxonomy places the organism in Eukaryota, Viridiplantae, Streptophyta, Magnoliopsida, Fabales, Fabaceae. The transcript is spliced from 11 exons.
ACACUAAAUGAAAUAAAAUAAAAUAAUGCAAGCUGUAACAGCGUGAUAGUUGCGCUUCCAUCAUCAGAAGCAAACUCGAAGUUCUUCACAUCAGAGCCCAAAACGUCGUCGUUCACUGCUCCGUUCCAGUUAACUUGUACACUCUCUCUCUCUCAAAUAGCAACAACACCAAUGAGACAGCACAAGCAAGUACCAUUCGCGAGACCGAAGAUUCUGUAUCUGGUGUGUGGCGCUGCAUUCUUCUCCUUUCUCCUCUUCUCUAUCCAAUCCUCUUUCUUCACCGGCUCCUUCUAUUCAGAUCGCAACUCCGAAUCAAUUCGCGACUUGUUUCAGUUUCAGUCCAAUGUUCAGCAAUGUGUGGCAAAUAGGGGGCUUGGACUCACUGCAGAAAUUGUUGACCAUUGCACAUUGGUUCUUAAGUACCCCGAAGGCACCAACAGCACUUGGUACAAUCAGCAGUUUAAAAAAUUUGAGCCUUUGGAGUACACAUAUGAUGUGUGUGAGGCAAUACUCUUGUGGGAACAGUAUCGAAACAUGACCACAGUGUUGACAAGAGAGUAUCUUGACGUUCGGCCUGGUGGUUGGUUAGAUUAUGCUCCACUAAGGAUAGCACAAUUGGGGGCAAAGAACUGCUAUAAUAAGACUCUUUGUGAAGAACACCUUAAUAUAUUAUUACCUGCAAAACCCCCAUUUCACCCAAGGCAGUUUCGUACGUGUGCUGUUGUUGGGAAUUCUGGGGACCUUCUGAAGACAGAAUUUGGGAAAGAAAUUGAUAGUCAUGAUGCUGUUUUUCGAGACAACGAGGCCCCUGUUAAUGAGAAAUAUGCCAAAUACGUUGGUCUUAAGAGGGAUUUCCGUCUAGUUGUAAGAGGUGCUGCUCGCAACAUGGUUCCUAUUCUAAAUGGGUCUGAUAAUGAGGUACUCAUAAUCAAAAGUCUGACACACAGAGAAAUCAAUGCAGUUAUAAAGACUAUACCAAACCCAGUCUAUCUCUUUCAAGGUAUUGUACUGCGUCGAGGUGCCAAAGGAACUGGAAUGAAGUCUAUUGAAUUAGCACUCUCCAUGUGUGAUAUUGUUGAUAUAUAUGGUUUCACCGUUGAUCCUGGAUACACUGAAUGGACAAGAUACUUCUCUGAUCCUAGGAAGGGACACAAUCCACUUCAAGGCAGAGCAUACUACCAACUUCUAGAAUGUCUUGGGGUAAUCAGAAUUCACUCCCCCAUGAGAUCCAAGAGGAGGCAAGACUGGUCAGAUGUGCCAAGUAGAGAAAUGAUAAGCCAAGCACAUGCAGCAGCUUGGCGCUUGAGAAAGAGUUCAGCUGGUAAGGCUGGGGGUUUAGGACAGUUUGGCAAUUGUAAAGUGUGGGGCAAUGUAGACCCAGACAAAAGUGGACCUAUCUCAGGCUCACCAGACAUGAGUGAUGUCAGGAAGAAUUCAAAUUAUAAAAAAUGGGAAGUCAUGCCUUUGAAAAGUUUGAGGAAAGAAGCACAGGUUCACUAUAGGCAGAUGGAAGGGGUCUCCCAAUAUAAAAUGGAUGGCAAUAAGUUGGAUGAUCUAGUGUGUGUGAGACACUCCUUAAAAUCUGACGUGUAAAUGGUGCAUUUUGGUCUGUUUUUAUUUGCUUAUCACACCCAAGUCCCAAUCGUCUUCUAAAUGAAAUCUGGGAUGAAGUUACCUUCUGAGAGUUGCUGACUUAUAGCUCCUCAACAGUUCAUCUGUUUCAUCACAUACUGCGGCUAACAGAGCAUAGAAAGAAUCAUGGCUCCAUCAAGGAAAAACUUGAGAGUCAAUUGUAUAGCUUUAUUGAUCUGAGUGAUUUAUAUUCAUGCUGAUCCGUGUUAGAGAUCUUAAAAUCCCAAUAUAGGAAUUCGGACUACAGUAGUGUGAUAGAGAUCUAUCUAAUGUAUUGAUUGGCUGAAGACAGUUAUGUGAUGAUCGACAAAGCCUAUAAAAGGAGAAAAGUUAUAGUCAAACAUUUUGUAAACUGAUUUUCACGAGUUUUAAUGUCAUUUUCUAGCAGAGCUAUUUUGCUUUA